UCAACCUGCCCAAACCAACCCAACCCGCCCAUUUGCCGCCACUACUUAUGGUUGUAACUUUUGCAGGUUCUUCAAGAUGGUUGAAACUCUUUUUGAAGAUAUAUUUACAAUCACUCAGAAAGAUCCUGAUGGGAAAAAAUUUGAUCGAGUUAAUCGCAUUGAAGCACGGAGUGAGCAGUUUGAUAUGUACAUGCUUCUGGAUAUAAACACUGAAAUAUAUCCUAUGCGCGUGAAAGAGAAAUUUAUGAUGGUUUUAGCAUCUACAUUGAACUUAGAUGGGACACCAGAUACUGGUUAUUUCAUUCAGGGUAACAAGAAAUCGCUUGCUGACAAGUUCGAAUAUGUCAUGCAUGGGAAGCUAUAUCGUAUCUCAGAGGAAGGUGUAGGGAAGCACGUUAAAGCAGACAUUUUUGUUUCAUUUGGAGGACUUCUGAUGCAGCUGAGAGGAGAUCCAUCCAUUGCAGCUAAAUUUGAGCUUGAUCAGAAGCUUUUCAUUCUCAUAAGGAAGGUUUGAUGUAAAGAAUUGAUAAUAUCCCAAUUUUAACUUCAAAGGCGUUAGUAUUUUUGAGCUAAGCUACUGGCACGUGAUAAAUCACGUGUUGGGCUCAGUUUCAAGGAUACAAAAGAAUGUAACUGAAAAUAAUAACGAAGACCACGGAACAAGAGUUCUAUAUAUGUUGGGGUGUAGAAACCUAGUGUGCAGUUAUGAUCUUUAUUGCUGGUGGCGCCAAAAGAUGUUUUCCUACCACUAAUAUUUUGUGAUGAAAAAAAUAGCUCUUAUCAACUGGUAAUAUAGUUGCGGUUCAUGAAUUA
Messenger RNA from Lycium ferocissimum, 813 nucleotides. Its product is annotated as DNA-directed RNA polymerases II and V subunit 8A-like. The record is from RefSeq and is a predicted model, not a curated record. NCBI's taxonomy places the organism in Eukaryota, Viridiplantae, Streptophyta, Magnoliopsida, Solanales, Solanaceae. Gene Ontology annotation, molecular function: DNA-directed RNA polymerase activity. Gene Ontology annotation, cellular component: RNA polymerase II, core complex; RNA polymerase I complex; RNA polymerase III complex. The transcript has 4 exons. The coding region runs from base 77 to 514 and encodes 145 amino acids. Gene Ontology annotation, biological process: DNA-templated transcription.